GGUUACUGGUUGAAGGUUGAAUACAAUCGCUUUGUUGAUUUUGUUGGUGGUUCUCCGGUAAUUGUGGCGAACUUGUGACGAAGUCUACGCACAAUAAGGCUUCUGUUUGCUGCCGCGAGGGAUCUCUCGGGCUCAGAUAGGUACCCUAGAGCAAUCACGAAGCACUCAUUCGGGGAUCAAAAGGUUCGUUCGGUACUUGUGGAAUGUAUUGUUUGUUUUGAUGAAAUUACAAACAACAAUUGAGUCGAAAUCAGUGUGGGGAACGCUGUGGACAUUUUUAGCUUAAAAAAACCUAAAGUUCUUGAAAUACACUCAAUUGUAGAUCGUUUGUUCUGUGGAUUCUUUAAAAGCCUAUCUCGCAGAAGUGAUUGUAAGAAAUUUUUCGAAAACCGGAAACAAGACCUCAAUAAAGGAGGAUUAUCUCGAUCAGAUAUCUGCGACUCACUGCUACCAGUACUCAAUUGUGGUGAACGCGCGCUGCUGUAUGGUCCCAAGUCGCAUGAAACGGCCAUAGAGGUUCCGCUUCAGUGAGUCCGAGUAAAGAAAAAAAAGUGCUUCGAUUAAUUUUGGUUUCGAGAAUUGUGCCAAUCAGUGAACCGCGAGCGUACCGCGAAGAACCUGCCCACAUCAAAGUAGGCUUCGAGAGCCACCACGUUUUUUUCUGUGUGCGUGUUUGUUGUUAUUGUUCUGUUUUUAACUCCAAGAUUGGCCGGUGCUCCAUGGCGACCUCGAAAAAUUUCUGCCAAACUUGUUGAAGAUCACCACUACGCGAUGAUCGGUUUCAUUAUCACCGACAGAGUGGCCUCAGCGGAGUCCAAAGUGUUUUCGGUGCCGGAUGGAAAGUGACCGUGAUCAUAAAGAUUCUGCUGCCAGAGGUCUGAUCUGAAGAGUCAACAAAAAAAAAAAAAAAAAAAGAAAACCGAAAGAUAACACAAGAAACACAGUUGAAAGUUUGCGGUAUUUGUGAACCCCUUGGCCUGAAGGUCAAACGAAAGAUUGCCCAAACUCGGAUGGGUCUUGUCCUCGUGUGGGUUGUGUCAAGUUUAGCCGGAGAAAUUUAAUUCCAAGACAACAGCUACCAGGCAGCUACUGCGUUUGUGAAUCCGGCGUUGAUCAUGUUUGUUCAGCUGUGUUAGUGUUUUGUGUAAGGAAAAAUUAAAAUAAAAUGACAAUAAAAUUUGCAAACUAACGUCAACACUCUACGGAAAACGAACCAGGCUAAAACCUCAAAAGUGACCUAACGCAAGCAUCACGCCAUGUCCAAAACGAUUGAAACCCGGCUGCAGAGCAACGAGGUCCGGAUUCCGAAGAAAACGGAAUACGACGGAUCCUCGGCUCCCGCAGCCAGACCGGCAGCGCCCCCUUCUCACUACUUCAAAAGUUCCUUCGCUCGAUCGCUUUCGUUCAGCCAAUCAGGCGGCGGAAGUCAACAUCAUAACAAUCACCACAACCACCACCAUCUCGGCUAUAUGGUUGGUCAGGAUCAUCACUUUACCCGAUCGUUGGAUUUUGAGGUGAACUAUGGCCUCUCAACCAUCCCGGAUCAUCGGGAACCGUCCGGGUCCGGUUCUUCGCAAACAACGCCCACUUCCGGUUCACCGGUGUACGAUCCGGAGGGCGAAGACACGGAAAAGAUGAAAUUGGUUAACGGGAUUACCGACAGCAAUGGAGGGGUCGUCAAGACGCUGUGGAACUACGGCAAGGGAUCGGACUCCAAAACAGCGUCACCCAGAGCAACACCAACCAAGGGUACCACAUCCGGUGGUAUCAACUCGGGACAUUCGAUGGCAACAUCGGCCAACGGAACCGGCUCCGGUUCAUCUCCGCGCAAGAGCAUCGAAGCCAACGAAAUAGAAGUUCUACGAUUACGAAAGCUAUUUCAGCCGGGGGCGACCUCGGUCACUUUUAUUGCCGAUCCCCAUCUUUUGUUCGACCGGGUUCAAAACGCGACACGGCGACAACUAAUCGUUCCUCACGUGCUCGGUUCGCUACCGCCAAGUCCCGCCGACAGUGGAGUAUCCGAUGUGGACAGCUCCAGUAGUGGAGGUCAGCCGGCCUGCAGCGAUGAACUCAAAGCCCGCCUCGGAAUCCCGCUCAGCAGCAAUAAUGGAGUAACCACCGCCAACAGCAGUAGCAGUAGUAAUCCCGCCAACAAUGGCCAGCUCGGCAACCCGCUGGUCAACGGAUCCAACGGAUUACCGCCGCUCAAUGUUCCCACCUCACCUUCGUCCGGCUCAUCGCUGCCUCCGGCGGUGACACUUUCGGCAGCCGUAGCCGCCACCCAGCAACAUCUCCAGCAGCAAGCACAAGCCCACUUACCACCGGGAACAUUCCUGCGACCGAACUUCUACCAUCACAACUCGCCCCCUCUCAGGAACAUCUGGAACCAGCGGAAUGUACCCCGUAAGUAG
Molecule: messenger RNA, 2411 nt
Organism: Uranotaenia lowii
Lineage: Eukaryota; Metazoa; Arthropoda; Insecta; Diptera; Culicidae
Product: mucin-12-like
Exons: 5
Coding region: 1257-2411 (384 amino acids)
Source: RefSeq, a predicted model, not a curated record